AUGAAAAACGAUGGUGAUGAUACAAUUCUGGAUGCUGUUGUUGAUGAGGUCAAUGAGAAUGAAGCAGACGAUGUUAAAGAUGAUCGCGCAGGUACAAAUCCAGUUUCAAAAAUUUUUGCCGUACAACGGCAUUACGAGCCGCUCUUCGUUGGGCCAGAGCGACUCUUUGAGAGCAGAAAAUUGCAAUUCAAGACUAGGUCCGUGCCAAGUAACAGACAACCCCAAGGCGAAGCGAUCAUCGAAAUUAUACGACUCGCUACGCGCAAACUUCAUCCAGAUUGCCAAAUUGAGUACAAACCAUUUAAAUGUCUUCGGCCACAUAAGCCUUCGACGAUGCUUACAGAGGCGGGAUAUAGGCCGUUGAAUGCUUUUGCACGCCUUUCGAAUGGCUAUUGA
Molecule: messenger RNA, 396 nt
Organism: Meira miltonrushii
Lineage: Eukaryota; Fungi; Basidiomycota; Exobasidiomycetes; Exobasidiales; Brachybasidiaceae
Exons: 1
Coding region: 1-396 (131 amino acids)
Source: RefSeq, a predicted model, not a curated record